AUGGAGCCAGAUUUAUUCUAUACAUUUGCCAGCAACUUCUCGCUCAAGACUUUUGAAGGUGUCGAGGGCAGCGCUGAUUUCUACGGGUUGGAUUUCCGUUCUCAUUCUCAAGACCCUGCUAUUCGCAAAGUUACGGAAUUCUCUGCAGCCGCUUGGUUUGACGGCCCGGCAACACUCAAUGGUGAAAGAGGGCUUUUGGUAGCAGGCGACUCGGAGAAAGGGAAGAUACAUAUCAUAGAUAUCCACAACCUCACAUUGACAAUCGUUUAUAGCAAUCCGCUUUUGGGGAGAACUCCUUCGCUUGGCGUAUGUAUCGACGGAAUCAAAGUUCACGCGGACGGAUGUUUGUAUUUCACAAACUCUGCUCAGAUGUACUUCUCACAGUUUCCAAUGUAUCAUGACACUGGUCUUGUCCGGGGCGAGAUUGAAGUUCUCUUUAAUCUGACAACUUUGAAUCUUUCGACUCCACUUGAUGAUUUUAUCUUUCAUCCCAAUGGAUCAGUAUACCUGACUGUUUCAACACUUGCACUGGCAAUUGUUCACCCUCCUGACUAUUCGAUCCCCGAAAUGGUGCUGCCCGUCAACGGGCCAACGGCUAUGCGGCUGAAGAAAACAGGACAUGGAGACCUAAAGCUAUAUUCUGCCAGUACGGGGAAUGACUUUGCUUUUCCAAGUGACAACUUCGUCAACGAUGCUGUCCUCAUCGAAAUAAAUGUACCCGUUUGA
Penicillium samsonianum is the source of this 726-nucleotide messenger RNA. RefSeq lists its product as uncharacterized. NCBI's taxonomy places the organism in Eukaryota, Fungi, Ascomycota, Eurotiomycetes, Eurotiales, Aspergillaceae. The coding region runs from base 1 to 726 and encodes 241 amino acids. The record is from RefSeq and is a predicted model, not a curated record. The transcript is spliced from 2 exons.